Molecule: messenger RNA, 1799 nt
Organism: Dendroctonus ponderosae (mountain pine beetle)
Lineage: Eukaryota; Metazoa; Arthropoda; Insecta; Coleoptera; Curculionidae
Gene: Spec2
Product: CDC42 small effector protein homolog
Exons: 4
Coding region: 374-616 (80 amino acids)
Biological process (GO): regulation of Rho protein signal transduction
Cellular component (GO): plasma membrane
Molecular function (GO): small GTPase binding
Source: RefSeq, a predicted model, not a curated record
UUGAAAAGUAUUUUAWCUUUACGAAUCGUCAUUAACACUCCCAUUUUGUAUCCUACCAACUAUGUUUCUACGAAAGAUGCGAUUUAUCAAGAUAAGUGCAAAUUGUUGGCAAAAUGUGAUUGAAAUUGGGCAACUUUCAAGUAAAUUCGCAGCAAUCCGACAAUGCUGCAUCAGCUGAGCAUGUGUCACUUGCAGAGCUGACAGACAUAGAUAAAGACGAGUACGAGCUGACAGAGACAAUAGUGAUCUUGUAAAGGUUGUGUUUUUGGUUUUUGGUGUUGUUAUCGUAUUAGUUGUAAAAUCUAAGGCACUUUUUGGAGACUUUUAUAUGGAAAUCAGCUGGUAUUGAAGCGCCCGAACCUCCACACGUAAGAUGGCCGCCACUGUUAACGAGCUUUGGGUGUCCUGGUUCAGUUGUUGUGUGCAACAGCCCCAGAAAAGGAGGCACCGGAUCGACCGGUCAAUGAUAGGAAAUCCCACGAACUUUGUCCACACUGGACACAUAGGGAGUAGGGACGUGGAAUUGCCGGGGGAACAACAAAUUGCCUUACAGAACCAAAUGAGGAGUAAAGGCGGCUAUGAGGCACCUUACAAGGAAGCGCAGUGGUGCCAAUAAUGGAGCCACCGGACCGCUAGCCUACCAUAAAAAGCAAAGCGGGUUUAUAGAACUUUGCCCUUUCAAAUUUCGCUCCAAUCAGCCUCAUGGAGCUUAUCUUCCAAGCCUCCACUGAGCUCUGUUGCGGCUCGAAUCCCCUCAGGGUCUAGUUCUAUAAGCCAUGUUUUCUGCGCCAUUGUGUGCAAUAAUUCAGUAACUCUUAGCUACAAAGUGCGCAUUUAACUGUAUUUCAGUCAUUCGGACUUGUAUUAUUAUUGUUUCGUUUGAUUUAAGAUUGCUUUAAAUUAUUGACUUGCGUCAGGAUUACGACCGAUUGUCGACUGAGGUCUCGUUUGAAAGGGGCGACUGUACAUAUUAUUUAUAUUUUACUUGUAUGUAUCUGUAUAUUAUUAGAACGGGGCCCCGAUUUGGGCCUGUUUUGGUAGCUAAAAUACCAGCGGUAAUUUAAUUCUAAGUUCCAGGCCCAAUCCGGCUCUGAUCGCCGUAUGUGAAAUGAGAUUGGAGGCCAUUUUUUUAGUUCUAAAAUUAGUUUUCCCCAGCGAAUUGCUUUAGUAUUAAAAGUCUUCACGGAAUUUUUCAAGACUGUGAUUCUGUAUUUCCACCUUUCUUUUAGAUUUCUACUACAAUGCAUUUAUUUUAGUUUUGUACACGGUGCCAAAAAGAGCCAGAGAGAUUUAGUUUACGUUUAUCUAUUACUUAGCUCCCUUACGGCUUGUUGGGUUUUUUUGUAUUGUACAUAUUGUUUACGGUUGUUUCAAUUGAAGUCUCCUGAUUUUUGCUCACUUGUAUUGUUGGCUUGCUUCUUUCGCAGCGUGAACGCUUAAGUUACUGUUGUUUUAUUUAAUCUGAGAGUGGCUGUUUCCUUCGACUGAUUGAUUAAACCUGUUGGUGCGCGUCUUCGAUUUCCUCUCUACUAUGUAGUUGUUGAAAUUGGCGUAUUUUUGCACAAACUCUAGGUUAUUGUUAUUUACACUAAAGUAGGAUAAACUAUUUACUGGUGGCGCACACUUUAUCGAUUCAAUGUCCUUUGAUAGAACAAUAAGACAACCAACUCAGGUGAUUUGUGUCAUUUGAAAUGGCCUGACUUAGCAAAGUUAGUCCAAGCAAUGUUUUGUAUCCUAAAAAUGUACUUAUUAUAAAUAAAUAUACAUGCAGUUGAUUCGGUGGCUGUUCAGUAGGUUAA